Ipomoea nil (Japanese morning glory) is the source of this 1798-nucleotide messenger RNA. Its product is annotated as cytochrome P450 CYP72A219-like. Lineage: Eukaryota; Viridiplantae; Streptophyta; Magnoliopsida; Solanales; Convolvulaceae. Gene Ontology annotation, molecular function: oxidoreductase activity, acting on paired donors, with incorporation or reduction of molecular oxygen; monooxygenase activity; heme binding. Bases 84 to 1643 code for a protein of 519 amino acids. The transcript is spliced from 6 exons. The record is from RefSeq and is a predicted model, not a curated record.
AUAUAUAGUACAACAAUGCCGGUUUAUUACAACACAAAAGAUGCUUGCCUAUAUCCACUCUCUCUGAUAAAGACACAAGGGUGAUGAUGGGAAUGGAGGUCUUCUGCAACUUGUUCCUUUUUUCUUUUUCAAUAAUGUUCUUGGUUUGUGCAUGGAGAGUGGUGAAUUGGGCAUGGAUUAGACCCAAAACUUUGGAGAAAUGGCUUAGGGGACAGGAUCUCAAGGGUAAUCCCUAUAGACUUUUCUAUGGGGACACAAAAGAGAUUGCCAAGAUGAUGAAUGAAACCAAGUCCAAACCCAUGAAUGUUCUUUCAGAUGAAGUAGUUCCUAGAGUAAUACCUUACUUCUUCGAAUCCAUCCAGAAACACGGUAAAAAUUCCUUCGUAUGGCUGGGGACAAUUCCCAUGGUGAUCAUCACAGACCCUGAUCAUGUGAAAGAGGUUCUGUCUAAGCACAACACUUUUCAGCAGAAUCUUGCGGAUCCAGUAGUGUAUAAAUUGUCACAAGGGCUACUUAAAUACGAGGGAGAUAAAUGGAGUAAACACAGAAAAAUAGCCAAUCCCGCCUUCCAAUUGGAGAAGUUAAAGCACAUGGUACCGGCUAUGUACAAGAUCUGUAGUGAAAUGGUGGGAAGAUGGGAGGAAAUUGUGUCGAGGAACGAAUCUGGGGAGCUGGAUGUGUGGCCUGAACUUAAAACCAUUGCAGUUAAUGUGAUUUCUCUUACAGCAUUCGGCAUCAGUUAUGAAACCGGAAGAAGGUUGUUUGAACUUCAACAUGAACUAGCUGAACAUGCUAGUGAGCUUAGGCAUUCAGUUUAUAUCCCUGGAGGGAGAUUUUUGCCAACAAAGAAGAACAGGAGAAUGAAUGGAAUUGAUAAGGAAAUCAAUACAGUACUCAAAAGGAUCAUCGAGAAAAGGAUCGGGGCAAUGAAAGAGGGGGAGGAGGCAAGUAACAAUUUAUUGGAUAUGUUACUGGAAUCCAACUUCAAAGAAAUGAAGCACCAUGGAAACCAGGAAUUCGGGAUGAGCAUUGAAGAUAUCAUUUCAGAGUGCAAGCUGUUUUACCUGGCUGGCCAGGAGACUACUUCAGAUUUACUUGUGUGGACAAUGAUUCUGCUAAGUAGAAACCAAGAAUGGCAAGAACUAGCCCGAGAGGAGGUCAUGCAUGUCUUUGGGGACGACAAACCUGAUUUCGAUGGACUAAAUCGCCUGAAAAUUGUGACAAUGAUUCUGAACGAGUCUUUGAGGCUAUACCCGCCAGUGCCAACACUAAUCCGAAUAGUGAAGGAAGAUGCUAAACUAGGAAACCUGUCUCUGCCAGCAGGGGUGCGGCUCCUAGUACCAAUAAUCUUUCUGCACCACGACCCCGAAAUGUGGGGUGAAGAUGCAAAUGAGUUCAACCCGGAGAGAUUCAGGGAAGGGGUAUCCAAGGCAACAAAUGGUAAAGCCUGUUAUCUACCCUUCAGCGGGGGGCCUAGAAUCUGCAUUGGCCUAAACUUCGCAAUGGUUGAAGCAAAAACAGCACUGUCUUGUAUCCUGCGACGCUUCUCCUUCAAGCUCUCUCCAUCCUAUGCUCAUGCUCCUUACACGGGUCUCACUACAAACCCUCUGUAUGGUGCCCCUCUUAUUCUGCAGAAGCUUUAGUUUCAGAAUUGCCAGAAAGCAGCAUCUUUAAGUUCUAUUGCAUUUUUAUGAGCUAGCUAGCUCUAUGUGUUACUUUUUGGCAGUGUUUGUAUCAAAUAAAAUAUACUCUGUAUCAAAUAAUAAAUGAGUACCCUCAGCUCAUUUUACUGCUUAAA